Messenger RNA from Verticillium dahliae VdLs.17, 408 nucleotides. RefSeq lists its product as uncharacterized. The transcript has a single exon. The record is from RefSeq and is a predicted model, not a curated record. Bases 1 to 408 code for a protein of 135 amino acids. Lineage: Eukaryota; Fungi; Ascomycota; Sordariomycetes; Glomerellales; Plectosphaerellaceae.
AUGCAUAAUCGGAUGACUAUGCCCCAGCUGUGGCUCGUGACGAUUGGAGCCAUCUUUCGCGAGUGGAAUGUCCUGUAUAGACAGUUUGAGGUUAACCUGCUUUGGUUUCAGGAACUGGGCAGAACGCUUAGCCAAGGCCUUUCUCAGCUAAGUCUGUCAAGGCUAAGAGACGAAAAAGAUGACCGGUUGUCCUGGCUUCUUCGUCUCUGUUCGGCUGUGACUAAUAUUGGUAUGGGUGAGCAAAACCUCGUGAAGUACGGCUGGAGAAGGGAUCGAACCUUCUCGGUAAAAGCGGAGCUGAUGGAAGUAAUGAGAUUCAAUAUGCGGCAGCUCGCCCUAUUUUGGCCUCAACAAUCAGCAUAUCACGAGGGCUCUGAGUCAUUCUACGGAUAUCGAUUCCGCGAUUGA